CAAUGGGGAGGCAGCCGUUCACCCGUUCCUCUUUGCGGCCCCCUUUCCUGCCAUCUUCCUGAGGCUCAGAUACCCAGCCCCGCAGCCGAGCCCAGGGCGGUAUGCCGAGGCAGGAUGAGUGCGAAAGAUGCCGGCGGUGCAGCUUGCCCCGAGAAGGCGGCCUACACUCUUCAUAUUUACCCCCAGCUCUCGGCCGAAAGCGCCUCCUGCUGCCGCGUGACGGCAACCAAAGACGCCACCACCGCCGACGUCAUCCGGGACGUCAUCGGCUCCCUGAGCCUGGACGUCUCUAAGCACUACGUGCUGGUGGAGGUGAAGGAGUCGGGCGGGGAGGAGUGGGUGCUGGACGGGAACGACGCCCCGGUGCACAGGGUCCUGCUGUGGCCCCGGCGGGCGCAGGACGAGCACCCCCGGCAGGACGGCUACUACUUCCUGCUGCAGGAGAGGAACACGGACGGCAGCAUCAAGUACGUCCACCUGCAGCUGGCCUCCGGGGAGGACGAGGGGCGGGAGGAGGCGCGGCGGCUGGUCGAGCGAGGCUUCCUCCCCUGGCUGCAGGAGGACGUCAACGACCUGUGCAACCUGCCCAACCUGACGGAGGCCACGCUGCUGGAGAACCUCAAGCGGCGCUUCCUGAAGCAGAAGAUCUACACCUACGCCGGCAGCAUCCUCAUCGCCAUCAACCCCUUCAAGUUCCUGCCCAUCUACAACCCCAAGUACGUCCAGAUGUACGAGAGCCACCAGUUGGGCAAGCUGGAGCCCCACAUCUUUGCCAUCGCCGACGUGGCCUACCACACCAUGCUGAAGAAGCACGUCAACCAGUGCAUCGUCAUCUCCGGGGAGAGCGGCUCCGGCAAGACGCAGAGCACCAACUUCCUGAUCCACUGCCUCACCGCCCUCAGCCAGAAGGGCUACGCCAGCGGGGUGGAGAGGACCAUUCUGGGGGCUGGACCGGUGCUGGAGGCCUUUGGAAACGCAAAGACAGCCCACAACAACAAUUCCAGCCGGUUUGGGAAAUUCAUCCAGGUCAACUAUUUGGAGAACGGCAUUGUCCGGGGGGCUGUGGUUGAAAAGUACCUGCUCGAAAAAUCUCGCUUGGUGUCCCGGGAAAAGAACGAAAGGAACUACCAUGUGUUCUACUAUUUGCUGCUCGGCGUCAGCGAGGAGGAGCGUCAGGAAUUCCACCUCAAGCAACCCGAAGACUAUUUCUACCUCAACCAGCAUAACUUGAAAAUUGAAGAUGGGGAAGACCUCAAGCACGACUUUGAACGGUUAAAGCAAGCCAUGGAGAUGGUCGGCUUCCUUCCGGCGACCAAAAAGCAGAUUUUUUCAGUCCUGUCUGCUAUUCUGUACCUGGGGAACGUCACCUACAAGAAGCGGGCGGCAGGUCGGGACGAGGGCCUGGAGGUCGGACCCCCCGAAGUGCUGGACAUUCUCUCCCAGCUCCUGAAGGUGAAACGUGAAAUCUUGGUGGAAGUAUUAACGAAAAGAAAAACUGUGACGGUGAACGACAAGCUGAUCCUGCCCUACAGCCUCAGCGAGGCCGUCACGGCUCGCGACUCCAUGGCCAAGUCUCUCUAUAGUGCCCUUUUCGACUGGAUCGUUCUGCGAAUUAACCACGCACUCCUCAACAAGAAGGACAUGGAGGAAUCUGUGGUGUGCUUUUCCAUCGGGGUGCUCGACAUCUUUGGCUUUGAGGACUUCAACACCAACAGCUUCGAGCAGUUCUGCAUAAACUACGCCAACGAGCAGCUGCAGUAUUAUUUCAACCAGCACAUCUUCAAGCUCGAACAGGAAGAGUACCAGAGCGAAGGGAUCGCGUGGCACAACAUUGACUAUACCGACAACGUGGCCUGCAUCCACCUCAUCAGCAAGAAGCCCACCGGCCUCUUCUACCUGCUGGACGAGGAAAGCAACUUCCCGCACGCCACCAGCCAGACCCUCCUUGCCAAGUUCAAGCAGCAGCACGAGGACAACAAGUUCUUCAUUGGGACGCCCGUCCUGGAGCCGGCCUUCAUCAUCCAGCACUUUGCAGGCAAAGUGAAGUACCAGAUAAAGGAUUUCCGGGAGAAGAACAUGGAUUACAUGCGGCCCGACAUCGUCGCCUUGCUGCGGAGCAGCGACAGCGCUUACGUCCGGGAACUCAUUGGGAUGGACCCCGUGGCCGUCUUCCGGUGGGCCACGCUCCGAGCCGCCAUCCGAGCCAUGGCCGUUUUUGCGGAGGGCGGCCGCCAGAGAGCCCAGAAAAUGGCAGGCGUGGUCCGCCACGGACCCAGAGUACCCCUGGGCGAACUGCAGCAAGCCAACACCCCAAUCGAGAGAGUUUAUCGCUGCUCAGUGCUUGAUUUCUCCUUUGAUUGCUCUGAGGAGUUUGAUAUAAACGCUUUUGAGGACAUCUUUGCUUCAUACGGAAGCAAGAAGGACUUGCAUGAGCAAAUAGUCAGGACUAUCAAGGCCCUGCCCUGGCAGGGCGAAGAUCCCCGCAAGCUCCUUCAAUCGCUCAGCCGGCUCCAGAGGCCCACUUGCCACUUCCUGAAGAGCAGAGGCCCGAAGCAAAAACAGGCCAUCCCAAAGAACCUGCUGGACUCCAAGUCCCUGAAGCUCAUUGUGAGCAUGACGUUGCACGACCGGACCACCAAGUCCCUCCUGCACCUGCAUAAGAAGAAGAAGCCGCCCAGCAUCAGCGCUCAGUUCCAGACCUCUCUCAACAAGCUCCUGGAGACCCUGGGGAAAGCCGAGCCCUUCUUCAUCCGCUGCAUCCGCUCCAACUCGGAAAAGAGGGAGCUCCUUUUCGACGAGCGCCUCGUCCUCCAGCAGCUCAGGUACACAGGGAUGCUGGAAACCGUGAGAAUCCGCCAGUCCGGCUACAGUGCCAAGUUCACCUUCCAGGAUUUUGUUGACCAGUUCCAAGUCCUGCUGCCCAAGAGUGCCAAAGCCUGUAAGGAGGAGAUCGCGGCCUUGUUGACGAAGCUGCAGCUGGGUGCCGGCAGCUACCAGAUCGGGAAGACCAAGGUGUUCAUGAAGGAGGCCGUGCGGCAGGUGCUGCAGGACACCCUCCACAAGGAAGUCAUCCGCAAGAUCAUCGUCCUCCAGAGCUGGCUGCGGAUGGUGCUGGAGAGGAGGCGCUUCUUGCGGGCUCAGCAGGCGGCCGUCACCUUGCAGGCUUGCUGGCGUUCCUACCGUGUCCGGAGGGCGCUGGAGAGGGAGAACGCAGCCCUCUACAUCCAAUCGGUGUGGCGCGGGUACCGGGAGCGGAAGUCUUACGGCCGGCAGAAGGCGAGGAUUUGCCUUGUUCAGGCUCUGGUCCGAGGACACCUGCAGCGCAAGAGAUUUCAUCAAAUGAUUGCCGACAAAAAGCGGGAGGAAGAAGCAGUCGCGCAGGCUCUUGUGGAGCGGCAGCAGCAGCAGGUGAACGGGCUACACCAGCCAGAGGAGCACGUCUCAAGCCAGGCUCCGGCAGAGUCCACGGAGGCGUCCCUGGACCAGACAGGCGAGGCUGAGGCCGAGGAAGGAGCCGGGAGCAGCGGCGACAGCAGGGGCCAGUCCCCUCCACUCUCCCAAAAAGGUCUGGCCAGCAGCCGGGAGAAGCGGGCGUUCCGCCGGCAGAGGGGCCUGGAGCACAACGAGCUGCAGAGCAAGCAUGUUGCUUUCUCGGUGGAUGACCCCCGCAGCAGUGGGGAAGGCGGCCCGUCCAAGGGGGAAGGGGGCCACACGCCUGAGCGGCCCAGAGCAGAAGGGGAGCAGGAGGCGGGGGUCUCCCCUCAAGCGCAUCCUGGCAGCGUGCCGGGAGAGAGAGCUCCAGGCGGCAAGGAGGACCGGCUUCCUGUGGACGGUGGCAUUCCGGCCCCUGCACUGAAGCAAGAGGACAGAGCUGGGGCGAAAGAGGACUCCAAUGGGCUGGGGAGGCAGGAUAGCCCCAAAAUCCGCAUCAGCCAGAGCUUCACGUACCCCGAGAGGCCCACGGAUCUGGCCCUCGUCCACCCUGGCGGCCUGGCCAGCAGCUGGAGCUUCCGGAGCCCGGCCGACAAAGGCCGGCGGGCGUCUCAGAAGGAGCUGGACAGCCCCCCUUCCUUCCACAUCCAGCGGUACCAGGAUGACCCCGGGAAGCUGCGGGACAAGCGGGAGAGGUGGAAGGGGAAGAGGCGGCUGGCCGGAGGCGGGCAGAGCGACGGGCUGAGCCAGUCCUUGGACGAGAGGAGGCAGCCGGCCCGGACUCCCUCCCCGCAGCUCAGGAAAAAGGAGACGGCGUCUUCCUUGGACGACAUUCCCAGGCUCGCUGUCCCCACCCAGAACGUGCUGGAAGGUGACCAGAACGACAAGAAGCCUCUCACACCACCCAGGCAGGCCCAGGAGCUGCUUCCUCCUCCCGUCCUGGACGCAGCCAGCCCCACAGCCACCUCUGCCCAGCAGGUGGACGGCAGGUCUGCCUUCAAGAGCCCCCUGUGGAAAUUCUUUGGGCCAAAGCCAGAGAGGAAGAACCUCAAGGAGAGUCCCAACGUGUCGGACGAGGGCGAGAGUUUCCAGCUCUUGGCCUGCGUGCUACCCAUGGAGGGGCCAGCGCAGAGGGCGGCAGAAGCUCCCUCCGGGCCUCCUGACCACCCCUCUGGGGAGGAGCGCCAAGCCAAAGAAGGGGGCAAGGCGAAGAGAAGCCGCACCCUGAAGAUCAGGAAAGUGAAGACAGCGCCCGAGAAGUGGCGUGCGCCGUUCCUGAGGGAUAUCACCAACGCCAACGAGCUGAAGUACUUGGACGAAUUUCUUCUGAACAAGAUAAACGAUCUCCAUUCGCAAAAGUCCGCCAUCGAGUGCUUGUUUUUCGAAGCCACCGAGAAGUUCCGUGGCAACAUAAAGACGAUGUACUCCACCCCCAACGGGCAGAUCCACGUCGGCUACCAAGACUUGAUGGAGAACUACCAGCUGCUUGUGGUCAACAUGGCGAAGCAGAGGGAGGAGAAGGAGGUCAAGCUGGUCCUCAACCUCUUCCAGUCCCUCCUCGACGAGUUUGCCCGCAGCUACGCCAAGAAGGAAGACCUGGGGCCAGCUAAGCAGAGCAAGGCUCAGAAGAAGAAGCGGAAACAGGAGCGCGUGAUCGAAGAGCUGAACGGACACAUGUUUGGGAGCUACCAGGUGAACAUCCUGCAGUCGUGUGAGCAGUGCUGCUCCUACAUCUGGCCCAUGGAGAAGGCCUGUCUCUGCCGCAUCUGCAAGCUGACCUGCCACAAGAAGUGCCUUUGCAAGAUCCAGAGCGGAUGCAUGUCCUCGGCUGCAAAGAAGGGCGACCAUGACCUGGAGCCCCGCCACUUUGGGGUGGGUGUCGGCGCCCUGACCAGCGAGAAGAACUCCGUCCCUGUCGUCAUGGAGAAGCUGCUGGAGUACGUGGAGAUGCACGGCCUCUACACGGAAGGCAUCUACCGGAAGUCGGGCUCAGCCAACCGCAUGCGGGAGCUGCGGCAGGCCCUUCAGGCGGACCCAAACUCGGUGCGGCUGGAGAAUUACCCCAUCCAUACCAUCACCGGGAUCUUCAAGCAGUGGCUGAGGGAGCUUCCCGACCCCCUCAUGACCUUUGCCCAGUACCACGAUUUCCUGCGGGCUGUGGAGCUCCCGGGGAAACAGGAACAGCUCUGCACCAUCUACAGCGUCCUGGAGCAGCUCCCGCAGGCCCACCACGACACUCUGGAGCGACUGGUCUUCCACCUGGUCAAGGUCGCCCUAGUGGAGGACUUCAACCGCAUGUCUCCCAACGCCCUGGCCAUCGUCUUCGCCCCUUGCCUCUUGCGCUGCCCCGACACCUCGGACCCCCUCACCAGCAUGAAGGACGUCUCAAAAACCACCAUUUGCGUGGAGAUGAUCAUCAAGGAGCAGAUGCGGAAGUACAAGGUGAAGAUGGAUGAGAUCUGCCAGCUGGAGGCAGCUGAGAGCAUUGCCUUCCGACGGCUCUCCUUGCUGCGGCAGAACUCGCUAUGGCCUGUAAAACUUGGGUUUUCCUCUCCCCGCAAGGGAGCGCCGAGCAAAGGCUCCCCAGAGGCUGGGUCAGACGACGGCACUGCGCCAAAACUGGGCGCUAUCCCGGAGGGAGAGGAGACCGACAACCGGGAAAAAGAGCUGUUGAUUGAGAGGAUCCAGUCGAUCAAGGAGGAGAAGGAAGACAUCACCUACCGAUUGCCAGAGCUGGACCAGAGGGGCUCCGACGAGGAAAACCUGGACUCAGAGACGUCGGCCAGCACCGAGAGCCUGCUGGAGGAGCGAGGGGGCCGCCCGGACCCCGACAGCCAGUAUUAAGGAAGCAGUGAGCCCCUUGCGCCCGGUGCCUCCCCCCACCUGCCAAAGACGCAGCCGGAUCGCCAAGCACCCUGGUCUUCCCUGCCGGGGCAAGGCUGCCCCCUCU
This is a messenger RNA of Podarcis raffonei (Aeolian wall lizard), 6382 nucleotides long. RefSeq names its product myosin IXB (gene MYO9B). Lineage: Eukaryota; Metazoa; Chordata; Lepidosauria; Squamata; Lacertidae. Gene Ontology annotation, molecular function: GTPase activator activity; protein binding; microfilament motor activity. Gene Ontology annotation, cellular component: myosin complex. The record is from RefSeq and is a predicted model, not a curated record. The coding region runs from base 115 to 6276 and encodes 2053 amino acids. Gene Ontology annotation, biological process: intracellular signal transduction. The transcript has 42 exons.